Messenger RNA from Effrenium voratum, 166 nucleotides. The record is from the annotation of a GenBank genome assembly. Lineage: Eukaryota; Dinophyceae; Suessiales; Symbiodiniaceae.
GUUGUGCUGGGGGUGAACUUCGUGCUGCAGACGCAGCGGCACCACCCUCUUCUGCCUCGGUUCACGCACGCGGCGGGCGUGCUGCAGGAGGAGGCGGUGGAGCUGGUGCUGGACCCCCCGGCGGGAGGGAUGCGUGGCUGCCACAACGCUCCGCAAGUUGCCGGAU